This is a messenger RNA of Caenorhabditis remanei, 3660 nucleotides long. RefSeq lists its product as uncharacterized. Gene Ontology annotation, cellular component: cytoplasm; nucleus. The record is from RefSeq and is a predicted model, not a curated record. Bases 1 to 3660 code for a protein of 1219 amino acids. Lineage: Eukaryota; Metazoa; Nematoda; Chromadorea; Rhabditida; Rhabditidae. Gene Ontology annotation, molecular function: ATP binding; cysteine-type peptidase activity; protein serine/threonine kinase activity. Gene Ontology annotation, biological process: signal transduction; proteolysis; peptidyl-serine phosphorylation. The transcript has 19 exons.
AUGAACCAAUCGAACUACAUUACUAGGAAAAAACCAGAUACAAAAUCAACAACUUAUGACCGAGAAGUAGGAGUCUCAAAACCUAUUGUUCCGAAUAUUUUAUUGCCUGGACCAUCUCCCCAACAGCUUGAUCGUUCCAGUUUGAGAGUAGCAAUGUGUGUACCACAACCGUCAGCACAUUUGGAGAAGACGAAAGAAGACUUUUGCUCAGUAGUGACAAAAUGUUACUGCAAAUUAGUAAUUCAUUGGUUGCUGAUGAAGCCAGCUCUCAAGUUCAAAGAUUUAUUGGACUUUGUGAACGGAGAUACAAUAUGCAAAGAACUUCGACUGUUCCUAAUUCAACACAAUGCGAUGAAACAAUCUAGUGAACCUCUUCGCACGAAAGAAACCAUUUGCUACACGGAUAUUUACUCAACAAUUCUAAAAUUGGCUGCCAAUAAGCAAAAGUUUGCAAACUUCUCAGCUCUGCUGGCUGUGUUCCUUGAAAAUUUUGAAGUUUCAGUCAGCAGUGAAACAUAUCGACAUCUCGCGUCACCAAUAGAACAUUUGGAGAAAGCUCGAGAAAGCACAUGUGUUGUUUUGACACAAUGUUAUUGCAAAUUGGUGAAAUAUUGGCUGCAGAUUAAACCAGACCUACCACGACAAUUCUUGAUUCAACACGAUGGCAUGAAAAAAUUGAGUAAACCAUCUUCAAAUUUUGUUAGCGAUCAAGAAACUUCCAUUGAAACCGAUACGGAGGAUAACAUGAGUUUCAAAAAGCUAAUUAAUCCCGAAAAUAGUCAACCGACAAUGUUGCAAUGGUCAGAAAAAACUAAGCUGGAUGAGAAGAAGAAUAGGGAUGGUGAACUCGUGAGCGAUUACUCACAGGCGAUUAGAAACUGUAAGGGAAAAUUAAAAGUUUCUUCUCCAAACUCAUCAACUGACAUGAACAGAGCAACAGUUCUAUCAGUGUCUAAGGCUCCAAUCCAACAUCUAGCAUUGUCAGUAUUGCCGGAAGAUGAGGAUAACUUUCAAUACUCAAACGUUGCACCUAAAAAUGGCAAUAAUGAUGUUUCAUGCUCUCGUGAUGUCGAAAAUUUGGAACAGCAGCUUGGACAAAUGCCUAUCAAAAAACCAGAUAAUCUGCCAUCGACAUCUUUGUUCAACCGGGAAAUGCAAGCAAGGAGAGAAGGCAUUUACAGUUACACUAAACAUAUUGAGAAUCGCGCACAAAGAUUGGAAGAGAACGGUCUUAUUCUUGUUCCAAUACAUGAAAACCAAGAAAAGUGUCUGAUGAGCGGUCACUCAAUUUCAACAUCCACGCCUAUGCAAUGUUUUGGAACCACUAUAAUCAACGACGCAAUGGAAAAACCCAAGUCACUGAGAGCUAUUAACGCCAUUCAAAAUAGUGAGCAGCCAACAUCAUCAUGCGGAUCAGUAGACCAUGAGCAAGUGUGGGAAGAAUAUAGGAAAGAUGACGACAACACAGAUUUAUUCAAUGCAAAAUUAUGGAACUCUUCGGAACAUCAAGAGACGAAUCGACAAGCUUCUCAAGCUUUUUAUCAACACCAAUAUGGUGUUCAAACCCAAGCGAUACUAUGGGAAAGCAGCCCAAUGGAUUGGCAACAUCAACAAGAAUCUUCUUACAAUAAUCAAAUGGACUAUUCGAAUGGGUACACUAGUUCUCAGAAUCAUAAUGAAGUUACCGAUGCCAUUCCACCAAAUGAUUCUCAACAAUUCCCACCACUCGCCCCAUACUCACACAAUUUGGGGAUUUUGAGCCAACAAUCGAUACAGCCAACAUUCUUUGCUCCCGGUCUCCAGUUGGGCAUGAUACAACAACUUUCACAGCCCCACUUGUUUCCAACUCUCCCAUCAAACAUAAUGCAACAUCAAGAUCAGCCUAGCCGAACACCAAUAAAACAGGAAAACUUUCCUCUAACGGACAUAACCGAGAUUAUUAAGUUCCAAGGAUUUUUGGGCGAAGAGAAAUUAAUUUUAAAUGACUACCUAACUAUGCUUCCAAAUUGGUUUUCGACGCGGAUGGUACGUUUUGCCGUUGCUAAAAUAAUGGAAACGGUUGUUCAACCAGAAAGAAUUCAAUGGUUAGACUCGAUUUUUGAAGCAAUUGGAAGCAAGAUUUUUGAAGAUUACAGGAAGGAAAAACUGUGUCAAAUCGAAGCUAGAAUUCAAGAUAAAUGUUGGACACUGCUCGACCACAGACCAACAUUAAAGAGAAGAAACUUAUUCAAUAAAGAAUUAUUGAUUGGUUCUUUUAUUUACGAGAAGCAUUUCAUGCUUUUUGCAAUAAGAAAUCCGAAUGGCGCGAUAACGGAGGAGAGCGAAACAGAAAACUCCCCAUCACCGAUGUGUUCAGUCUAUUUCCUGGACCCUAUGGGCGAUUUUAUUGGAUACCGAAAUAGAAGAGCUCUGCUGAUGGUUUCAAUAUUCAUGGAAUGUCACUUCACAGCUCUGAAAAAAAACAAAAUACUUCCUGAAGCUACAGUUUUUCAUAAAACACGAGUUGUUUUGAAAAGAAUUGCAAAUCUUCCACUUCAAUCAAAUUUCUGUGAUUGCGGACCUUCAGUAGUUUCUUAUGUAGAAACUCUAUUGGAUAACCGUUGGGGAUUGUUGCAAUUAAACAUUGAUGGAGAAGUAGAUUGGCACCAAAUGGAUCAAAACGGUGAAAAUUCAAUUGAUAUGAGCCGUCGCAAAGUUCGUUCGAUGAUGAAACUUUAUAUCUUGCCGCAGUAUCGUCGAGGCGUGUUGGAGCUGGAGAAACUUCAAGAACGUAGACAAAUGAAAGUCACAGCUUCGAAUUCGUCAAUUAAUACGCCCAUCGUCAUAAGAGAUCGAUUCGUCCUCAACAAAUGCAUCGGACAAGGCGCAUUCGGUCAAGUGUUCUCAGCAUAUGAUAUGGAGACUGGGAAUCAUGCUAUUGUUAUGAAGUUCACGUUAGACGCCGAGUCAUUUAACAAUGAAAACAAUUUUCUUGAUGCUUGCCAUGGAACUCGAGGAUUUCCAAAGAAAGUUUCUGAUUUCAAUUUCAUUCUUCGAGACCAAACCUGUUAUUCCAUUGUUCAAUCGUAUGAAGGAUUCUCGUUCAACAAAGUGUUCGCUAUGCCAAACGUCCUUCAACAGCCAUCGAACGUCCUGAAAAUUGGAUAUCGCUUGUUUCUAUUGCUCGAGAAGAUGCAUCAGAUGGGAUUCGUGCAUCGUGAUGUCCAUGCCAGUAACAUCACUGUUGACAACAAUUGGGAAGGGGAACUCGAAAUCAGUCUUAUUGACUUCGGCAGAACCCGUCCUUCGAUUCCCCCACCUGAGAGUGUCGACGAAAGAGGACGUCACCUCAGUUUGAAUGUUCUUCUCGGUGAACGUUACGAGCCUCACGAUGAUCUCAUAUCCAUGGUUUUCUCGUUGAUGACCUUUUUCCGUAUAAGGACAUUUACUGACGAGGAACUUGUUGCUCAGAAGCAAGCAUUCCACGAAGAUCCGAUGUCUUAUUUUCCAACGGAGGACACGCAAUGGGUUGGUCGUCUGUACCUGUACAUCAACAGUCAACGUAACCAGCCAUACGACCGCGAAGGAAUUGUUGACAUUUUCCGAAGCGCCAUUGAUGGUGUGAAACCGACGGAUCCCAUUUCCUUCCGUUACUUCGAUCGCCUCUUCUGGAUUGAUUGA